AUGAGUUACAAGACCAACUAUGAGCUUUACUCUCGAGGAAGCAUCGACAGCAGACGGUCACCUCCGCCAGAUGAGCUUCUCUCACCGUUGGCAACGCUCUACCCGCAUGUCGUGGCCCUGCAGCCACAGUAUAAUCCCAACAACUGCACCUUCACCGGUUACCGUGACACGGGAUAUUGGGCUGCGGCCUACACAACACAGACUAUCGAUGAUUCCUCCAUGUCCAUGCGUCGUAUUGCCGAGACGAUUUAA
Penicillium hordei is the source of this 252-nucleotide messenger RNA. RefSeq lists its product as uncharacterized. The transcript is spliced from 3 exons. Lineage: Eukaryota; Fungi; Ascomycota; Eurotiomycetes; Eurotiales; Aspergillaceae. The record is from RefSeq and is a predicted model, not a curated record. Bases 1 to 252 code for a protein of 83 amino acids.